CACUGUGUUUCCAUGUAACCCCUCACCUCUGGAUGAAAACAAGCCGAUCAGCUGAUGUCAACUAGCCAUAACAUUCACAGCGGUAACACCCGACCCGUUUCACCAGACUUUUAACACAACGACGCUUCGGGUAUCAACGAUUACUCAUUGAUUGUCUUAUUCUUCCGGCUGUACUUCAUGGUUCACUGUUUCCUCUGGCAACAUUUCAGUGCCAGAUGUCUUCGUCGUCCCUUCAAAGCUAGCUGGCGGAUUUUUAGUGUUUGUUUACGUCUGUGUCAUUGAGCACCGUGAUUGAAAUAUAGACCUUCUAACCACCGUCGCGAGGUUAGCAACGUGCCUCUCCGUGUCACUCAGCAUGCCAUUGUUAUAAUCGAUAGGAUAUGGAUAUGUGACUUAUCUAUCACUUGACACUUACGUGGUGUUGUUGACAUGUUCCACAAGACAGGUGUGCUGUACUAUAGAAGAGCUCAGAGCCUCAAGUCUGUAAGUCAAUUUGAUCCACAAGGUUAUUGUUUCUUUUAGUUGUGGGUUCUCUUAGCAACGGAGAAGAAAACGUUACUUUGCUUAGAAUGAUUUUUUAAAGUGCCUGUUGAAGUGAUUGGCUUUCCAAUCAUAGUAUAGAUUCAGCAAUAGACAAAAGGGGGAAUCUGACACAAAGGCUGUGUCAACCUGUCAGGUUUGAGAUGAGUUGCCAAGCUCCAUCCGUAGACAAAGGCAUGAACACCGUCCUGGUGUGUCAGGAGAGCUACGCCUGCGGGGGCUCAGACGAGGCUUCGUUCGAAUGCGACGAAUGCGGCAGCCUCCAGUGCACCCGCUGUGAGCUGGAGCUCCACCGGCAGGAGCGCAUGAGGAACCACGACCGCGUGCGCAUCGCCCCCGGCCACAUCCCCUUCUGCGACUCCUGCAAGGGAGACGCGGCCGGCAGCUCCCGCCUGCGAGCGGUGGUGCGCUGCCAGGGCUGCAAGAUCAACCUGUGCUUGGACUGCCAGAAGCGCACCCACAGCGGGGCCAACAAGCGGAAGCACCCCCUCACCCAGUACCCCCCGCCCAAAGCGGCCCCCGAGGGCGGCCUGGCGGACGCGGAGGCCGGGGUUGAGGCCCUCAAGGCCCAGUUGGAGAGAGUAUGCAGCUUCCUCCUGGUGGACGACCGAGAAGAGAUGCAGGUGAAGAACGACGAGGAUUUCGUCAGCCGGCUGGGCUGCAGGCCGGACGAGCUCCUCAAGGUGGUCUCCAUCUUUGGUAACACCGGGGAGGGAAAGUCUCACACGCUCAACCACACCUUCUUCCUGGGGAGGGAGGUGUUCAAGACCUCCCCCACGCAGGAGUCCUGCACGGUGGGGGUAUGGGCCGCCAUGGACCCCGUGCAUCGGGUGGUGGUCAUCGACACGGAGGGACUGUUGGGUGCAGCAGGGGCCAACCAGGGCCAGCGCACCCGGCUGCUCCUCAAGGUGCUGGCCGUGUCGGACCUGGUCAUCUACCGGACGCACGCCGACCGUCUCCACGACGACCUGUUCAAGUUCCUGGGCGACGCCUCGGACGCCUACCUGAAGCACUUCACCCGGGAGCUGAAGGCCACCACGGCGCGCUGCGGCCUGGACGUGCCCCUCUCCACGCUGGGCCCCGCCGUGGUCAUCUUCCAUGAGACGGUCCACACCAAGCUGCUGGGAUCAGACAAACCCUCCGAGUCGGCCGAGCGCCUGCUCCAGGAGCGCUUCAGGAAGCUGGGGCUCUUCCCGGAGGCCUUCAGCUCCGUCCAGUACCGGGGCACGCGCACCUACAACCCCCCCACGGACUUCAGCGGCCUGCUGCGGACCCUGGAGCAGCAGCUGAACAACAACACCACCCGCUCGCCGCGCACCGCCGCCGUCAUCCACAAGGCCCUGCAGGCCCUGAGUGAGCGCUUCAGUGGGGAUAUCACAGACGAGCACCUGGCCUGUAACUGCUUCUUCCCAGACGAGUACUUCACCUGCUCCAGCAUCUGCCUCAGCUGUGGAUCCUCCUGCAAGAACAGCAUGAAUCACUUGAGGGAAGAGACGGAGCAUGACGCCAAACACCGCUGUCGCUACUCUGCCCAGUACGACAACCGCAUCUACACAUGCAAGUCCUGUUAUGAGCGAGGAAAGGAGGUGAUUGUCGUUCCCAAGACAACGGCCUCGUCUGACUCCCCUUGGUUCGGUCUGGCCAUCUACGCCUGGUCUGGGUAUGUGAUCGAGUGCCCGAACUGUGCAGUGAUCUACCGGAGCAGGCAGUACUGGUAUGGAAACCAGGACCCGGUAGACACCGUGGUCAGAACAGAGAUCCAACACAUCUGGCCUGGGUCGGACGGCUUCCUGAAGGACAACAACAACGCCGCCCAGAGGCUGCUGGACGGAGUGAACUACAUCUCCCAGUCGGUGUCUGAGCUCAGCGUCAAGCCGGCCAAGGCCGUCACCUCCUGGCUGACGGACCAGAUCGCCCCGGCCUACUGGAAGCCCAACUCCCUCAUCCUGGCGUGCCAUACGUGCUCGGAGGCGUUCCAGCCCAACGACACCAAGCACCACUGCCGGGCCUGCGGGGAGGGCUUCUGUGACGCCUGCUCCUCCAAGAGCCGGCCGGUCCCCGAGAGGGGCUGGGGCCUGGCCCCGGUGAGGGUCUGUGACGCCUGCUUCCACAACAGAGGCAUCUCCACCGAGUUGCUGGACGCAGCGCUGGAGGAAGAGGAAGGGGGAACGUUGAUCGCCAGAAAGGUGGGCGAGGCGGUGCAAAGCACCCUGGGAGCUGUAGUCGGCGCCAUAGACAUCCCCCUGGGCCUGGUGAAGGACGCGGCGCGCCCCGCCUACUGGGUCCCCGACCAGGACAUCCAGGCCUGCUGCGAGUGCCAGCGGGAGUUCACGCCGCGCCUGUCCAUCCACCACUGCCGCGCGUGCGGCCAGGGCGUGUGUGACGAGUGCUCCCCGGAGCGGCGCGCCGUGCCCUCCCGCGGCUGGGACCACCCCGUGAGAGUCUGCAACGCCUGCCACCAGAAGCCCGGGGAGCUAUAGCAGGGACGGGCCGCUGGGUGGGGGGGGCCGGGCCGGUGGGGCCAGGGCCGUCAAGGCGGAGGUCUUCCCCGGUCUGGGAGCUGGAAAUUUGGGAAAUCUUGCCGGAUGCAGAAGUGGUCCGCGGUAGUAGAUUCUGAUUGGAUGAUGGGUGGUUUGUUGUUACGGAUACCGGCCUCGGCCUGUUUGUGAAACAUUGGAAUAUGUUUGCUGUUUGUUUGUCUUGUCUUGUUUGUCUGUGUCCCAUUUAAUUCUAUUUCACUUUAAUCGUCAACACUUUUAUGGGAAAACAACAGAACAAAGGUUUUAGUAGAACGAGUUAUCAUUAUCAGGAAAGAGGAUAUCAUGUGCGAUGAUGUUUUAAGUUGUAUUAUAGUAACGGCUUUCCUAAAGGCUGGGCUUGGGCUCAUUUCAUAACACCCCUCUUAACCCCUUGUCUUAGCACUGCUUCACAGUAAACCAGAAGUCCUAUGACAAUCAUACCGAUGUAAUACACUUGAGCAUUAGAGUACUAAAGUGAAAACGUCACGUUGUCCUGGCGACCGGAUUUUCAGUUCUAAACAAACCAGAGAUGGAGUUUUCCAUUGCUGCCUUGUGUUUCUUUGAAAAUGAAAAUAAAUCAAUUUCAAGAGGGGAACAUCACUACCAAUUGAAACCUGUCGAGGCUUUCAUGUAUUCCCCUUGGGUAUUAGAAGGAAAAGUUUGACGUUACUUUAAAGAUAUUUUUAUUUUAUAUGAAUCUACAAUCUAUUCUCAAUAUUCCUACUACAUCAUUGGUAAAGCAAACUUGCAAAUCAAUUCGCAAAAAAAACGUUUGUGUGGCAUAGGAUGUCCCCUUGUUAAUUUGGUUUGUGUAGAACUGAAAAUCGGUUGCUAUGAAAAACUAUUGGAACUAGGUAGUAGUAGUAGUCCGCAAUGAUCUGCAUAAAGCUUCCAGUGUGCGCUGCUGCUUCAAUAAACAGUGCCCUUAAUACUAGCUUAGCGUUAGGACUUAAAUAUUUUAGCUUUAGAACAAAUGGAAAAGCUGGGAAAUGUAGUUUUCCCACAGUUUUCACUCUUAAUCCACAAAUGUACUGUAGCGCUAUAAAUGCAUUCCAUGUUAUUGCAUUAGAACCAAUAGCGAUAUCCUAUAUUCUCGUUUGGCCUAUUUGUGGUUGUGUAUGCAUUUGAAAAGGCUGAUGUUCUGUUCAUAGACUCGCCUUAACAAUGCUGCCCAGUGCCCACACUGACUGUUUAAUUUUAUAUGAAAAAUCUAUACCUAGAGGGAAAAGUUUACUAUAUAAAUAAUGAAAACCAUUUUGUUAAUGGCUUGCUUUUUUAAAAUAUUUAAUUUAUAUAAUCCUAGAACAAUCAACAAGACUGUACUACAUAUGAUCUGCCUCUAAAGAGCGGCUGUGUCUCAGAGCUUCCUGAGGCUGGCCCCUCAGAAGAGGUCGAGAUAGUCGAGCGAGGAGACGCCGUGUAUAGUAGGAUCGUGCUGAAGCCAUGUUUGAACCAGUGGCGGGGCAGAUUUACUUAGAGUUGCACCAUAACAUGUUAGUCUGUUUGAUAUCUGGUUGAACUGCUUUGUGUUUACCGUCCACCACCACAUAUACAGGGCAUUAUAAAGAUCUAAGUGGAGGGGAGACUUAGUAUUCACUUGAAGGGGAAAUAAGCUAGAAAUCUACGACCUCCAUCGUCUUUCCUGAGUCAAGUUGGAGGAACACGGAAAAAAGGCAAAAAAAAGAAAAACCUUUAUCUUGAAUGUGUUGAUAUUUGCUCGGAUAAUAAAGAGACAAACAUUUGACA
Messenger RNA from Gadus morhua (Atlantic cod), 4805 nucleotides. RefSeq names its product zinc finger, FYVE domain containing 1 (gene zfyve1). Gene Ontology annotation, molecular function: phosphatidylinositol-3,4,5-trisphosphate binding; zinc ion binding; phosphatidylinositol-3,4-bisphosphate binding. Gene Ontology annotation, cellular component: lipid droplet. Lineage: Eukaryota; Metazoa; Chordata; Actinopteri; Gadiformes; Gadidae. The transcript is spliced from 12 exons. Gene Ontology annotation, biological process: lipid droplet formation. Bases 684 to 3020 code for a protein of 778 amino acids. The record is from RefSeq and is a predicted model, not a curated record.